Molecule: messenger RNA, 888 nt
Organism: Lizanozyma spartinae
Lineage: Eukaryota; Fungi; Ascomycota; Pichiomycetes; Serinales; Debaryomycetaceae
Exons: 2
Coding region: 1-888 (295 amino acids)
Biological process (GO): vesicle-mediated transport
Cellular component (GO): membrane
Source: RefSeq, a predicted model, not a curated record
AUGAGUCCACCUGAUUAUAGUAAGAACUUGCUUUAUGCUACAUUGACGGUUAAUUCAACUACACUCUUUACAUACGAGAAUUAUAAGUUGAUUCAUAGCAUCACCAAUUUGAAUUGUUCCGAAGCAAUUUCACAAGAGUUGGGGCUUAUCAAUGCAUCCAAAACGUUAAUAGGAUCUAUCCCUGUGAGUUCCAAUGUCAAGGUGACCAAUACCAACUUAGCAUUAUAUUUCAUGAAGAAGGUUAUUACCAAUGGAGAUGGUAGUAAUGAUCUUAUGACUGUAGUUACCAUAGCACAUAAUAGUCUUAGUAAGACGAUGAUUCUUUCUGUGAUGAAGAAGAUCAUUGAUAAGUAUAUUGAGUUUAGAGCCAAAGUCGACACCAUCAAAGGGGGGCAACCAAGCACUGGAGAAUUCAAGCCAAUUAUGAAUAAGAUUAUAGAACAAGAAGAAAGGAAUUAUGAUUUGAAACCUCUGGUAUACAAUUAUGGGUCCAUUGAACCAGGAGGAGACCGAACAAGCAGUAAUGGUAAUGGUAUUGGUAACAACAAUAAGACAGGUAAUAUUGGGCCUGGUUCUGGCUCUGAUGUUAUUCAACCUAAUAACUUACUAUUGGCCAAUGAAGAAGUGGAAGAAGUAAGACAAUUGAUGUUAGACAACAUAAAUAAACUUAUGAGCAGAGGAAACAGAAUCAAUUCAUUAGUGGAUCAAACUGAUCGCUUGACAACUUCUUCUCUGGUAUUCCAGAAGAAAGCUCAACAGAUUAGACAAAAGAUGUGGCUCUCCAAGUAUAAGGUUAUGGGAAUAUUAGUCAGUAUGGUGGUGUUUAUUCUUUACUUGAUAGUUGGUGAUUUAUGUGGGUAUCCGUUCUUUGAUAGGUGUGUCAAUUAA